GACCCAGUGGUUCUUCGGUCAAGCCAAGUGCAGAUCAGUGAACGGCAUGGACCUCCAAAGGCAAAAUGCAGUGCCAAGCGCAAAUCUCGCAAGCAGAAGGCGGAGUCUGAUGAGGAUGCUGUGGAAGAUGCUGAACCUGAAUGUGUGGAGUCUUCAGGCGAUGAAGCUGAUGAUGAGCCAGAGCCA
Molecule: messenger RNA, 186 nt
Organism: Durusdinium trenchii
Lineage: Eukaryota; Dinophyceae; Suessiales; Symbiodiniaceae
Source: the annotation of a GenBank genome assembly